GUCCAACGUUGUCAUUCUCUCUCACAAAAUUCCUCUCUUGAUUCAGUCCCAGUUCCUCUCCAAAGAGUCAGAGACACCUUGUGUGUGUGUUCGAGUCUUCGAGAGACAGAGAGAGAGAGAGAAAUGGAGAAUCCAAGGAUGCUAUCACUGGUUCUUUGUUUUGGAUUUCUGGGUCUUUGCCAAGCGAUCGAAUCGCCGCAGUACAGUGUGGUUCACUCGGAAUCGGACUUCGAGAUCAGACUCUACAGACAGUCCACGUGGAUGUCUGCUCCAUCUAAAGACAUCUCCUUUGAGAAAGCCACCAAAUUUGGUUUCCACAGGUUGUUCCAGUAUAUCCAAGGUGCCAAUCUGAAUUUCUCUAGGAUUGCAAUGACAGCUCCUGUCCUGACAAGCAUAGUCCCAGAAGCUGGCCCUCUACACUCAUCGGCCUACUUUGUCCGUUUUUACUUGCCCGUGAAGUUCCAAGCUAGCCCUCCACUCCCACUUCCAGAGCUGAACCUGAAGCCCUAUGCAUGGGACAGUCAGUGUAUUGCUGUUAGGAAAUUCUCUGGAUUUGCUAGGGAUAGUAACAUUGUUAAAGAGGCAGAGAAACUUGCUAUUAGCUUGAGCAGGUCUCCAUGGGCAAAUGCAACUUCUUCGGAAAGUAGUAAUGCCUACUCGAUUGCACAGUACAAUUCUCCAUUCCAGUUUAUUGGGCGUGUAAAUGAGGUUUGGGUGGAGGUUGAUGCAUCAGAAUUUGAUGGCUGUAAAUUCAGUGGAGUAGCAACAUACUAGACUGUGGCAUGGUUGGGCAUGACUGCAAUUUUCUGCAUUAUGUGCUUGGAGCUACUGAUACAUAAAUUACUGUGUUUUGAAUUCCCUAUAUCUGUAAAUUUUUGUUCCCAAAAAUAACCCUGUAUGUGUAUAUAUAUGAUUUUAAUUAAUAUGUAAAAAUAUGGUGCUUCUGACUUCAUUACUUGCUUGUGUAAAAAUAAAAUUUAUG
Molecule: messenger RNA, 982 nt
Organism: Quercus lobata
Lineage: Eukaryota; Viridiplantae; Streptophyta; Magnoliopsida; Fagales; Fagaceae
Product: heme-binding protein 2-like
Exons: 2
Coding region: 124-774 (216 amino acids)
Source: RefSeq, a predicted model, not a curated record